AUGUCGUUGACGAGAAGUCCAAUGAGCCCGCUUCGCUCUCAUAACCCUUUGUCUUUUGCCUCUCAACCCGACCGCCAACAACCAGACAUGUCCCGGACGACGGCUUCAAGGCUCAAUUUCGUUGCCUCGUGGAAACUCGACUCCGAGGCCGCCCGGGAGGAGCCCAGACUUCGAAACAUGCUCGGCCAUCUCUCCAUCUUCGAAGGGACACGCACGAUACCUAGGCCAGGGAAAGUGCCAGCUGAAGACGCCGAUCCCAACGAGCUCUCCGCCUACAUUCAACAACAUGUCCCAUCAUUCCAGGACUUCCAGACCGCCAUCGCUCUUCAACUAGCGACAAUAGCCCAGAUACAAGCCGCGGCGGCCUCGGUGACCGUAGUGGAGUACAACAGUGACGACGACGAUGAGGAGGAAGAAGAAGAAGAAGAAGAAGAAGACGACUACGACGACGACGAUGAUGACUAUGAUGAUUACGAUGGGAACUGGAGCGACUCUGACCCUGCAGCCGAGAGCGACGAUAGCUCUACGGACGACGCAUAUGAAACUUCAGAUUCUCAGUGGUCCCCGUGCAGUAGUCCCACGUCGAGUUUAGGCGAGUUGGAAAAGGACGAGGAAGGCGAUGCCGGACUGUGGGCUAUUCGACCACUUGCACCAAUCAUCAAACGCCAUUCUGAGAUCGUCUGCUAG
Molecule: messenger RNA, 687 nt
Organism: Exophiala spinifera
Lineage: Eukaryota; Fungi; Ascomycota; Eurotiomycetes; Chaetothyriales; Herpotrichiellaceae
Exons: 1
Coding region: 1-687 (228 amino acids)
Source: RefSeq, a predicted model, not a curated record